This is a messenger RNA of Sphenostylis stenocarpa, 750 nucleotides long. The record is from the annotation of a GenBank genome assembly. Lineage: Eukaryota; Viridiplantae; Streptophyta; Magnoliopsida; Fabales; Fabaceae.
AUGCACACUGAACCGAAAUUAGGGUUUGUGUUGGAGGAGGAAACAGCAAUGGCGCCCAAGCAGGGAACUCGUAAGGGUAGCAGAAACCCGGAGUUGAUAAGGGGCAUUGGAAAAUACUCGAGAUCGCAGAUGUACCACAAGAGGGGUAUUUGGGCUAUCAAGGCCAAAAACGGUGGCGUUUUCCCUCGUCACGACCCUACACCGAAACCUAAAACUCCCGCUCAAAAACCUCCAAAAUUUUAUCCUGCGGAUGAUGUCAAGAAACCUCUUAUCAACAAGCACAAGCCAAAACCCACUAAGCUCAGGGCUAGCGUUACCCCUGGGACAGUGCUAAUUCUUCUCGCCGGCAGAUUCAAGGGAAAGAGGGUAGUCUUUUUGAAGCAGCUUCCUUCUGGGUUGCUUCUUGUGACGGGACCUUUCAAGAUUAAUGGAGUUCCAUUGAGACGUGUCAACCAGUCCUAUGUCAUUGCCACAUCCACCAAAGUAGAUGUUUCUGCGGUUAACGUGGACAGGUUUGAUGACAAAUACUUCUCAAAGGAGUCCCAGAAAAAGAAGAAGAAAGGAGAGGAAGAGUUUUUUGAGGCAGAGAAGAAGGAAAAACAUGUCCUGCCCCAGGAGAAGAAAGAGGACCAGAAAAAUGUGGACUCUGCGUUGAUAAAAAUCAUUGAGAGCAUUCCUGACUUGAAUGCUUAUCUAGGUGCCAGGUUUUCCCUAAAGGCUGGUGUGAAACCUCAUGAGCUAGUCUUCUAG